AUGCAGAAGAAAGCACGACAAAGCCAGUCAUCAGCAAGAACGGAAUGCAGCAAAUCGCCCGCCGUUCCUGCUCCUAGACGCAACGAUGGCUCGGUCAAGAUUUGCUUGUGGUGCAGGAACGAACGAAACGUGGUAAACAAAGUUCACCCGGACAGCACUGCCGAAAACAAGGGUCAGAAGUUUUGGCUUCAGUCAGAGACUAAACAGCAUGAGAGUCGGCCAUCGCCGGCUGCCCCACAGCCCAGUGUAUGCUCCUUAAAACAAGGGUUUGAUACGGUAGACUUAGAGACGAAGAAGAUGUGCUUCUUGCAGUCGUUUGCGCUUUCGAUCAGCAAUUCUUACCACAGUCCGCAGCUGCUGAAACACGUGCUGCCUGAAACGUGUGUGACGGUUGAAAUUAGGCAAUCGACGAACCAAUCUCGGGCCAAAACACACGAAACCGAUGACAAAAUGGUGAAUGUCGUUAAGAACGGUCGAGUGUUUCAGCCGACCUUGUCCGCGAUCCCUGAAACGCCGAGAUCCCGCUCAGACACGAGGCAUUUCGAAGCCCUUCAGACGAGCAGGAAACGUCCACCGACUGUCAAGAGUGACAUUUUCAGCGUUACAACUCCCCGCUCCUAUUGA
Soboliphyme baturini is the source of this 624-nucleotide messenger RNA. Lineage: Eukaryota; Metazoa; Nematoda; Enoplea; Dioctophymatida; Soboliphymatidae. The record is from the annotation of a GenBank genome assembly.